Molecule: messenger RNA, 1878 nt
Organism: Aureobasidium namibiae CBS 147.97
Lineage: Eukaryota; Fungi; Ascomycota; Dothideomycetes; Dothideales; Saccotheciaceae
Product: 2-isopropylmalate synthase
Exons: 2
Coding region: 1-1878 (625 amino acids)
Biological process (GO): L-leucine biosynthetic process
Cellular component (GO): mitochondrion
Molecular function (GO): 2-isopropylmalate synthase activity
Source: RefSeq, a predicted model, not a curated record
AUGCGCAGGCUCAAAGAACCAUGGAAGAAGUACCCCAAAUUCCAACCUCUCGACCUGCCUAACCGCCAAUGGCCCUCCAAGACAAUCGACAAGGCUCCGCGAUGGCUGUCGACCGAUCUCCGCGACGGCAACCAGAGCUUGGUAGACCCCAUGGAUGGCGAGCAGAAAUGGCGAUACUUUGAGAUGCUCGUCAAGCUUGGCUACAAGGAAAUCGAAGUCUCGUUCCCCUCGGCCUCAGACACGGACUUUGAAUUCACACGUCGUCUCGUCACAACUCCCGGUUUCGUGCCCGACGAUGUCGCCCUCCAGGUUCUCUCCCCAUGCCGCAAGGAGCUCAUCCGCCGUACCGUCGACUCGCUCAAGGGCGCCAAGAAGGCCAUUCUCCAUCUGUACCUGGCCACCAGCCCGUGCUUCCAGCAAAUCGUCUUCAACAUGAACAAUGAACAGUCCAAGGCUCUCGCCGUGGAAUGCACAAAAUACGCACGCUCCAUUACCAAGGACGACCCCGAGCAGAAGGACACAGAUUGGUCUUACGAGUUCUCGCCCGAGUGCUUUUCCGACUCGGACCCAGACUUUGUCCUCGAGGUCUGCGAGGCCGUCAAGGCCGCUUGGGGGCCGACCGAGGAGAAGCCCAUCAUCUUCAAUCUGCCUGCCACUGUCGAGAUGUCGACCCCCAACGUCUACGCCGACCAGAUCGAAUACUUCUGCCGCAACAUCUCGGAGCGCGAGAAGAUCUGCGUCUCCCUCCACCCCCACAACGACAGAGGCUGCGCUGUUGCCGCUGCCGAGCUCGCCCAAAUGGCAGGCGCCGACCGUGUCGAGGGCACUCUUUUCGGCAACGGUGAGAGAACCGGAAACGUCGACCUCGUCACUCUGGCCUUGAACCUUUACACACAGGGUGUCCCGCCCAACAUUGACUUUGGCGACAUCAACUCGGUCAUCGACAUUGUCGAGAAGAGCAACAAGAUCCCCGUCCAUCCCAGAGCUCCCUACGGUGGCCAGCUUGUCGUCUGCGCCUUCUCUGGUAGUCAUCAGGACGCCAUUAAGAAGGGCUUCCAACUGCGCAAGCAGAAGGGUAACAACGACGACGAACGCUGGCAGCUGCCCUACCUUCCCCUCGACCCUCAAGACAUUGGCCGCACCUAUGAAGCCAUCAUUCGUGUCAACAGUCAGUCCGGCAAGGGCGGUGUCGCCUGGAUCAUCCAGCGCACUCUCGAACUCGACAUGCCUCGUGGCCUACAAGUCGCCUUCAGCAAGAUCGUACAAAAGGAGACUGACGCUCUGGGUCGCGAGUUGCAGCCUACCGAGAUCAGAAACCUCUUUGUCAACGCUUACCAUCUCGAGAAGAACCCGCGUUUCCAUCUCAUCGAUUACGAUAUCACCACCGACCGCACAAUCUCAUCCGUCCCUCCCACCGACGGCAAGACUGCUUCCAACAAGAACCUCAAGCGUCGUUUCGACGGUGUCAUCGAAGUUGAUGGCAAGGAACACCGUAUCCAGGGUGUUGGAAUUGGUGCCCUUUCGUCUCUCGCCAAUGCCCUCAAGACCCUCAACAUCCACCUCGAAGUCAACGAUUACACAGAGCACGCUAUUGGUAAGGGUAGCGACGUCAAAGCCGCCACGUAUAUUGAAUGUACUACCGGCUCACAAAAGGUCUGGGGCGUCGGUAUCCACGAGGAUGUCGUUCAGGCUUCUCUCAUUGCUUUCUUAUCUGCCGCUUCCUCGUUCCUGUCAAGCAGACCCGGCACACCCGUCCCUUCCAGCGCACCCAAGCUCGACUCGUUGAGGCCGAACGAUGCGCCAUCCAGUGGCCCUGACUCCAAGAGCCAUGUCGUCGCAAACCUCGAAGCACAGGCCGAGAACGGCAACACUCAAUAG